Messenger RNA from Musa acuminata AAA Group (dessert banana), 432 nucleotides. RefSeq lists its product as uncharacterized. The transcript has a single exon. The coding region runs from base 1 to 432 and encodes 143 amino acids. NCBI's taxonomy places the organism in Eukaryota, Viridiplantae, Streptophyta, Magnoliopsida, Zingiberales, Musaceae. The record is from RefSeq and is a predicted model, not a curated record.
AUGGCCCUCUAUGGCACCUUAGAUGCACUAAUGUGUCGGGCAUUCCCGACCACUUUCAGGGGAACGGCACGAGCGUGGUUCAGCCGGCUGCGCCAGUCCUUAGUCUCGUCCUUCGACCAGCUCGCUAGGGAAUUCGAGCAGAAUUUCCUCGCCAAUGUGCGACCUAGGCCUUCCAUGGCCACCUUGCUCACGUUAUCCCAGCGUGAGGAUGAGUCGUUCUCUCAGUUUACGACAUGUUUCACCACUGAAAUCUGGGGAUUCUCGUACGCCCACCCCUCUUUAAUCAUGCAUGCAUUUUUUGAUGGGCUUGAAGCCUUCAAGGUUCUUCUGGUCAUUGAUCGAGAAGCUGCCAGUAACCAUCCUCGAGUUGCUCUAGUGCGCCAACUAGUACAUCGUCGUCGAAGCUCUGAUGGCGGGAAAGCGCAUGGAUAG